ACAGAAGCUGCUGAUGGCAACUCGACCCUGGGCGGCGGGACGGGCACCAUGGGGCUGAGCGCCCGCUACGGCCCCCAGUUCACCCUGCAACACGUCCCCGAUUACCGACAGAACGUCUACAUCCCGGGCAGCACCGCCACCCUCACCAACGCCGCCGGCAAGCGCGAUGCCAAGAGCGCCGGCUCCUCGGGCGGCAACAAGAAGAAAUCUGGGAAGAAGGAGAAGAAGUAAAGAAGAAGGAGACCUUAGAGCUACAGGGCAGCCGGCUCCAGCACUCCCCAAACCACAGCCCAGGCCGGAGGACGAAUGUGAAUUUUUUUUUUUUUGGUGAGGCCAAAAGUAAGAAACGCUGCGAAUGUAUCUCAUCAUCAUCAGAGCUAGGAGCAGGGGCUCGCUGCUGUUAGAUCUCGUGAUGAAAACCAAUCCGGAAGCUAAACCGAACGCAAACAAGUGCCCUGUGAAUACUUGCUAAUGUUUUAUACGAUCCCUUGGGUAUUAGAGUAUGCAAGGACAGGAGGUCUUCUGCCAUGUCUUUGGAUCCGAUUUGCUCCCAGAUUGUCCGAGAAAGGCGCAAGGCUUAUGCUCGGCUUUGCCCAGUGUAAAUAAUUUUAACACAGGAUCUUUUAAUUUCUAGACCUUCGAUCAUUUUUUUGGAAAGGAAAAGGAAGUUCCUAGCUUAGAGCCCAUGCUCCAGAUCUUUGCUUUUAAACUUUCCAUUAGUAAAAUUCACCCCCGGUUAAUGGUAGCAAUGGGUUUGUUGCUGAGAAGUUGGUAGGGAGUGCUUCAGUUCCUGCUU
This is a messenger RNA of Cariama cristata (Red-legged seriema), 796 nucleotides long. Its product is annotated as protocadherin gamma-B4-like. The annotation marks the transcript as partial. The record is from RefSeq and is a predicted model, not a curated record. The transcript has a single exon. Lineage: Eukaryota; Metazoa; Chordata; Aves; Cariamiformes; Cariamidae.